AGACUGGUAAACAAGUUUGGAAUCGAAGUGACAAUGAUUUUGAACGAAACUUCAUCGAAUUAUUCGGACAUGGACUGUGAGAGUCAAGCAAACCUAGCUAAAAUAUUUGUAUGUAUUAUGUCAGGUUUGCUUCCUGCAGUCAUGUUUUUAGUAAUGCUACUAAACGCAAUUUAUGACCAGCAAAAGAGAAGAGGAAAAGUACUAGAGAAAUCUGGGGCUAUCGUGUUUACCGAUUGUGAUUUCUUCGAGCUGGUGGGAUCAUUAAAAGUGAUAUACUGCACUGUGUUUUCUUUGAUAUUCCUUUAUUUGAUUUUAGUGGUUGUGAUUAUGUUCGUCAACAAUAAAUGCUUAGAUACUAUUCCCUUUUUUCCAGUUGUUCCUGUCUUCACAUUCUGUGGAUUUCUUGGAUAUUUUUUCUACUAUGCUGACCAAUCAAUAGUGUCUAACAUACGAUGCCUCAGGGGACCAGAUCAAAACACAAUUUCUCCUGAAAAAUCACAUUUACCUGACAGCAGUGACUGCAAGUCAUACGUAAGAAUGCUUCUACAGACGAAUCCAAAAAUAUUCUUUAAAUAUAUAGAAUAUCAUCUUGGAGGUUUUGAUGAGGAAGUUGUUGAUGUGGACAUAAAUAAGGAGUUUAUUUACACAAGAUGUGAUGACGUCACAUGUCCUAAACAGCUGGAAGAUGUAGAGAGUAAAAUAGACUUGAAAAAACCAGUGAUAUUAGAAACAAUUAUAAAAAUUGUUUGUGGAGAUGACAUUACCAAAACCAAGUUCAGUCACGCUUGGAGUAACUUUGCUUCAAUUUCUAACAACAGAAUAGCACAAAAUUCAAAAUGUUUUAGACAAGUGGUAAUAAAUGAAUACAAGCAGGAAGUGAUGCGUUACUGGGGUAAAACACAUGCUAUUCCGUGGUGGAUGAGUGUUAAAUGGUAUAGAAUCUUCACCUCCUUAUUAUUAGCUGUACCCUACAGGAUUGUGUUUGGUUAUGCCAGUCAAAGAGUGAGAGUUCGUAUUCAAAAGGUCAUAUACUGCUAGAAUGGUCAGCCAAAAAUGAUCAUUUAUUCCUGCUUUGUAUUAUAUCUCAUGCAUAUGUCCUAUAAUUGUAUAUAUUACUUUUUGUCUUUAAAAAAAAAAGAUUCAGCUCAUA
Molecule: messenger RNA, 1150 nt
Organism: Saccostrea cuccullata (small rock oyster)
Lineage: Eukaryota; Metazoa; Mollusca; Bivalvia; Ostreida; Ostreidae
Exons: 2
Coding region: 34-1038 (334 amino acids)
Source: RefSeq, a predicted model, not a curated record